Molecule: messenger RNA, 466 nt
Organism: Suillus bovinus
Lineage: Eukaryota; Fungi; Basidiomycota; Agaricomycetes; Boletales; Suillaceae
Exons: 2
Coding region: 134-466 (110 amino acids)
Source: RefSeq, a predicted model, not a curated record
CAUGAGUACAAAUUUAUUUCGUACAUUUCCUAUUUUCCCGACGGCAAGCAAAUGAACAUGUAUAGUGCUGCCGCGGUCCGGUUCUCCGCGGUUCGGUCCACGGUUCUCACACCAGCCAGAACCGGACCGGAAAAUGGUUCUCGGUUCUAGGUCUUCCCCAACGGUCCCGUUCUGGUUCGGCAAGGCCGAACCAUUCCGAACCGUUAUCGACUUCGACUUCGACUGUGACAACUUCGGUCUCCACGUCAAACUGUUGUCUUCGGGAUUUGCACUACUGGUUAAUCAGGCUACCUUUAGCCUUUUUGAAGCCCUCGCAUCAUACCCUUACCCUGACCUUACCCUGGUCAUCCUUGUCAUUCUCGCAUUCCCCUUCGCUCUCUAUCUGUCGCUUCAGCAGAGCCAGUACAUCUGGCCGGAUCCUUUCACUGACGAAGCAUACCCAUGCUCCGUUCCACCACCUGACUGA